This is a messenger RNA of Protopolystoma xenopodis, 246 nucleotides long. NCBI's taxonomy places the organism in Eukaryota, Metazoa, Platyhelminthes, Monogenea, Polystomatidea, Polystomatidae. The record is from the annotation of a GenBank genome assembly.
GCCGACGGAAUUCAUGGUUACACGCCUAAUCCUAAAGAUCUCUCCAGUGUGAAUGUGACCAAAGACAUACUCGACCUGGCGGAACGCCUUGCUGACAAUGCACAUCAGCUUUGGGCCAAGCAGAAGAUGGCCGAACUUGAUUCACUUGGUAAGCUUCCGUCCAUCGCCACAUUAUUCUCUUUCCCUCUAUUCUCUCCCUAUUCUAAUAUAAGCAAUAUAACACUUAUCCAACUCGCUUUGCCGUAG